AUGCGGUCAACUUCACCGUGGUUCGCUACCCGCAACUCCAUCGCUCUUGCUCGCGCCUUCACCGAGACGCUUUGCGAUUGCCAGCAGCGUCCACACGACAUCAACCUCGCUACGUCAAAGACAUGGGCUGUCAAGGCCGAAGUGGUCAAGGGCAUGUGCCAGGUAUCCCUCAUCUUCGCCUGCGGUACGGCUCUCUUCUCAGACGGCUAUGCCAACGGUCUCGUCGGUGCCUUGAACUUGCUCCUCAUGACCGUCUACCCCGACUAA
This is a messenger RNA of Dacryopinax primogenitus, 267 nucleotides long. RefSeq lists its product as uncharacterized. The transcript is spliced from 3 exons. Lineage: Eukaryota; Fungi; Basidiomycota; Dacrymycetes; Dacrymycetales; Dacrymycetaceae. The record is from RefSeq and is a predicted model, not a curated record. The coding region runs from base 1 to 267 and encodes 88 amino acids.